AUGAAGAACUACUACGCAAUACUAGACGUCGCAAGGAACGCAACGCGAAAGGAAAUCAGGACUGCGUAUAUCAAGAAGGCUAAGAUGUAUCAUCCAGACUUGAAUCCAAGCCCUAACGCAGCUGCAAGGUUCAAGGAGGUACAGGAGGCCUACAACACGUUAUAUGAUCGAGACAAACGUCACGCAUAUGAUACCUCGCAUGCGUUCGGAAGGUCGCCAUCUGGGACUAACAGGCGCAGUGCGCCUAACAACGGAACGACUACCCGUGGUUCGGGCCACUACAGCUACCACGAUACUGCUCAAAGCUUCGAAGAACAAUUCCGAGCUGAAGCUGAGCAGCUGCGAAGACAAUGGCAGGAGAUGGAAACCGAUAAGUUACGGCGUGGAGAAGAGAAAUUCAAAGCAACCUUCACUGACGCCGGAUUUCCAGGCGGGGUUCGUUUCGUGCAUUUUUUCACGUUCGUACCACCGUAUAACCUGCGAUACCUAGUAUAUUUCUUGCGCAAAAUUGCGCCUCUCAUCAUCUUACCGUUAUCAUUUAUGUUAUUUUUUGCAAGCGAAGUCAUGGGUAGUAUGGCGCGCAAGAGCGCUAAAAUGCACAUAGUUUACGAUUCUUACGGUAUGUUCCGUGUUAAAGCCGAGCAUAUACCUACGACACUUAUGGGCGGCGUUGCAGGUUGCCAGAGUUCGACAGAAGGCAAUGACACCGCCGCUGGUCACACACCCGACGUCCACUUUUUUAAACUUAUGGCGCCGCCGGAAGGCGCGCAAUCUUUGUUACAACAGGUUCUUAAGCGGUCACAAUCCACUCCUCGGAUUCUUUGGUGGCAAGCUAAAGAGAUACUUUACAAAUUGCAACGUCGCCAACGUAAUGAUACCAAGCAACAUCCAUGUGUAGCUACCUGGCACAAGCUAGUACGCUGUAUGCGACGUUUCCCUCAUAAUCCUACAACCAAGUGUGCUGGAGAGGCGUCUAGGCACUAUCAAUGCACCCUGAAACAUGAUGAUUGGACAGCCGAGGGCGGAGUGAACUACACUAGAAUCCUUGAAGCUUUUGACAUAUUCGACACUCGUAAACCUGUAGUGUUUACGGCAGACGAGAUGCAACGCAGUGGAAUAGUGACCACGAAUAAAUUCAUACCGGAUAAGCGGUUCAAGUAA
Babesia sp. Xinjiang is the source of this 1161-nucleotide messenger RNA. RefSeq names its product Chaperone protein DnaJ 2 (gene dnaJ2). Lineage: Eukaryota; Apicomplexa; Aconoidasida; Piroplasmida; Babesiidae. The record is from RefSeq and is a predicted model, not a curated record. The transcript has 12 exons. Gene Ontology annotation, cellular component: mitochondrion. Gene Ontology annotation, biological process: mitochondrion organization; negative regulation of apoptotic process. Bases 1 to 1161 code for a protein of 386 amino acids.